Acaulospora morrowiae is the source of this 1365-nucleotide messenger RNA. The record is from the annotation of a GenBank genome assembly. NCBI's taxonomy places the organism in Eukaryota, Fungi, Glomeromycota, Glomeromycetes, Diversisporales, Acaulosporaceae.
ACUCAAGGCAUUAUUAGUGAAGCACGAAUCAAAUUAAUUUCAGGAAUUCCACAAGCUUUAGGGGAUAUUAAUGUCAGCUCUGACUUGUUGUCAUUACCAGAAGUACUUGAAACAUCUAAUGAACAUGAAUGGACAUGGAAUCCAGGAAAAGAAUUUUUUUUUCCUGUGAAAAUCAGCAUGGAUAUCGAAACCAUUAUUGAGCCGAGAAAAAGUGUUAAGAUCUCAUUGUUAACAUCUAGACUUCAAAUGAAUGUACCAUGGACAGCUCGAAUUAUCUAUUCAGUUGAUAACAGAGAAGUUCUAAAACCCAUCAGAGGAGAAUGGAGAGGAACUAUCUUUUAUAAUACUCGAGUCAAGGUCGAAAGAUUGUAUGCAAUUCCACCUGCCAUUUUGUUAAAAAUGAUCCCAGCUGAUUUUGCAAAUCUCAAGGUAGCUUUUAGAACUUUUCACGGAAAUUACCUACGCGCUGCUACUCGAGGUUUCGUCAAUACAGCGGAUGUUAUUAGAGAAUGGGAACACUGGAUUAUACUACCGCUAGAUCCUAGAGAAACUAUAUUUAGAAUCCGUUCAAUUCAUAAUAAAUAUCUUACUGCGCAUGGAAGUUAUGAAGGUGCUGCUGAACAUGACUUGUGGUCAAUUCAGUCCGUCGAACAUGGCACCUAUAUACAUUCCGGAAAAAACGACAUGCAUAUUCGUGCUGAGUAUUGGGAAAGAUACUCUAUUGUGGUUCUCUCUGAACCGAUUAUGGUUAGAAAUCUUGAAUACCAGUUUGAAAAAGCAGAAAAGAUUAUAGACAAACCAUUGACCAUUUCAUCAACUACACUCAUAAAUGACCAUGAUAAAGAAGUCAAAAGGACAGAUUCCAUCAGAGAACAGAUAGGAAGAAGUUUUAUGUUUAUACAGACUCAAGGCAUUAUUAGUGAAGCACGAAUCAAAUUAAUUUCAGGAAUUCCACAAGCUUUGGGGGAUAUUAACGUCAGCUCUAACCUUUUGCCAUUACCAGCAGGACUUGAAACAUCUAGUGAACAUGAAUGGACAUGGACUCCAGGCAAUGAAAUUUUUUUUCCUGUGAAAAUCAGCAUGGAUGUUGAAACCAUCAUUGAGCCGAAAAAAAGUGUUAAGAUCUCAUUGUUAACAUCUAGACUUCAAAUGAAUGUACCUUGGACAGCUCGAGUUGUCUAUUCAGUUGAUAAAAGAGAAGUUCUAAAAACAAUCAAAGGAGAAUGGAAAGGAACUAUCUUUUAUAAUACUCGAGUUAAGAUAGAAAAUUUGAAUGGUCCGCCGGCCCCGCGUACGCGGGGCGAACCUGGUGAGAAUAUAAGCCCUCUGUUACAUCUAUUAUAUUCCAUAAUUUAUUUAUCCUAA